Molecule: messenger RNA, 2885 nt
Organism: Balearica regulorum gibbericeps (East African grey crowned-crane)
Lineage: Eukaryota; Metazoa; Chordata; Aves; Gruiformes; Gruidae
Source: RefSeq, a predicted model, not a curated record
GAAAUAGAAGCCAUUAACCUACCUUGUUCAGAGGUAACACUAAAUCAGCACAAUAUGGCACAGCACAGUAUUGUCCUUGGAUUAUUCACGAUGACUGUUUUAUCACUGUUGGAUGGAAGUUCAGCUUUCCUGUUAAAUCAACGUCUGAAGGGAAGAUUUCAAAGAGACCGUAGAAACAUCCGCCCAAACAUCAUCCUUGUUCUUACUGAUGAUCAGGAUGUAGAACUUGGUUCUAUGCAAGUGAUGAAUAAAACAAGGCGGAUCAUGGAACAUGGAGGUGCUCAUUUCAUCAAUGCAUUUGUGACAACACCCAUGUGCUGCCCAUCUCGCUCCUCUAUUCUUACGGGGAAGUACGUCCACAACCACAACACUUACACUAACAAUGAGAACUGUUCUUCUCCGUCCUGGCAGGCUCAGCAUGAAAUACGUACGUUUGCAGUGUACCUCAACAACACAGGAUACAGGACAGCUUUCUUUGGAAAGUACCUUAAUGAAUACAAUGGCUCCUACGUGCCUCCUGGUUGGAAAGAAUGGGUUGGAUUACUUAAAAACUCUCGAUUUUACAACUACACACUCUGUAGAAAUGGAGUGAAGGAGAAGCAUGGAUAUGACUACUCCAGGGAUUAUCUAACUGAUCUGAUUACCAAUGACAGUAUUACCUUCUUCAGAAUCUCAAAGAAGAUGUAUCCUCACAGGCCUGUACUGAUGGUUAUAAGCCAUGCUGCUCCUCACGGCCCUGAAGAUUCAGCCCCUCAGUACUCACAUCUCUUUCCUAAUGCCUCACAACACAUCACGCCCAGUUAUAACUAUGCUCCAAACCCAGACAAGCACUGGAUAAUGAGGUAUACAGGCCCCAUGAAACCUAUACACAUGGAGUUCACCAACAUGCUACAGAGAAAGCGCCUUCAAACACUCAUGUCUGUGGAUGACUCCAUGGAGAUGAUUUACAAUACAUUGGUUGAAACAGGUGAACUGGACAAUACAUAUAUAAUAUACACAGCAGACCAUGGUUAUCAUAUUGGACAGUUUGGGUUGGUAAAAGGAAAGUCCAUGCCAUAUGAGUUUGAUAUCAGAGUUCCUUUCUAUGUCCGAGGUCCAAAUGUGGAGGCUGGAUCCUUGAAUCCUCACAUUGUGUUGAAUAUUGAUCUUGCACCUACAAUUCUAGAUAUUGCUGGAUUGGAUAUUCCAUCUGAUAUGGAUGGUAAAUCCAUUCUAAAGCUUCUGGAUUCUGAGAGACCAGUGAAUAGGUUCCAUUUAAAGAAAAAGAUGAAGGUGUGGAGAGACUCAUUCCUAGUGGAAAGAGGUAAACUGCUGCAUAAGAGGGAGAGUGAGAAGGUAGAUGCCCAAGAAGAAAACUUUCUACCUAAAUACCAGCGUGUGAAAGACCUCUGCCAGCGAGCUGAGUAUCAAACAGCUUGUGAACAGCUUGGCCAGAAAUGGCAGUGUGUGGAAGAUGCCAGUGGAAAGCUCAAGCUACACAAGUGCAAGGGAAUGGCGAACUUGGCAGCUGCAGGCAACAGCAAAGGCACCUCCAAUAUUUUGCCCAAGUAUUACAACAGGAAUAGUGAAGACUGCAAUUGUGAGGAGAACGAAUACAAGCUGAGCCAUGUCGGACGGAGAAAGAAACUCUUCUCCAAGAAAAAAUACAAACCAAGCUACGUCCGGAAUCGCUCUAUCCGUUCUGUGUCUGUUGAGCUGGAUGGAGCCAUUUAUAACUUGGGUUUAGAGGAUGGCUACCAACCUGUCUUACCAAGAAACAUCACCAAGCGACACAAGAUGCAGAGGGCUGUUUUUCGCGAGGAGGAGGAUAAAGACGUGGGGGAAUUCAGUGGCACCGGUGGCAUUGCAGAGUACACAGCACCUAACCUAAUAAAAGUGACUCACAGGUGCUAUAUCCUGGAGAAUGAUACCGUCCAGUGUGACACAGAUCUGUACAGAUCACUGCAAGCUUGGAAGGACCAUAAACUUCAUAUUGACCAUGAGAUUGAAACUUUGCAAAAUAAAAUAAAAAACCUGAGGGAGGUGAGAGGUCAUCUGAAGAAGAAGCGACCUGAAGAGUGUGAUUGUAACAAGAUAAGUUACCAUUCAAAACACAAAAGCAAACUGAGGCACAAGGGAUCUGGUCUUCAUCCUUUCAAGAAAGCCCUACAGGAGAAAGACAGGCUGUGGCUGCUUAGAGAGCAAAGACGAAAGAAGAAACUGCGCAAACUGCUGAAGAGAAUAAAAAAUAACGACACAUGCAGCAUGCCUGGUCUGACCUGCUUCACCCAUGACAACCAACACUGGCAAACUGCUCCCCUGUGGACACUAGGCCCAUUCUGUGCCUGCACCAGUGCCAACAACAACACAUACUGGUGUUUGAGGACAAUCAACGAGACCCACAACUUCCUGUUUUGUGAAUUUGCUACUGGAUUUCUGGAGUAUUUUGAUCUCAAUACUGAUCCAUAUCAGCUAAUUAAUGCAGUGAAUACACUAGAUAGAGACGUUCUCAAUCAACUGCAUGUCCAGCUCAUGGAAUUAAGAAGCUGCAAAGGGUAUAAACAAUGCAAUCCAAGAACUAGGAACAUGGAUCUGGGACUUAAAGAUGGAAGCUACGAGCAGUACAGGCAGUUUCAGCGUCGAAAGUGGCCAGAUGUGAAGAGACCAUCAUCUGCCAAGUCACUAGGACAACUGUGGGAAGGAUGGGAAGGCUAACCUCCCCCAACCGCUGCACCUCCAUGAGGACACAAACUGGCCAGAACUUGAAUCCAUGUACAGACUAAAUGAGAACAUGUAUGACUUCAGAAAGAAUUCUAAUGUUAGCCUGGAGGACUGGAUAAACUUUGAGGCUGAAAUAGAUAGAAUGUUUGCACUGGUGAGUGGAUUAAAUAGAUGCAGUGAAAUUA